AUUUAAAUAGGUCCCGAUCCAUCAACGUAGGGAAAGGGAAAGAAAUUAAAGAAAGAGACUCAAUCCCCAUUCCGAUAUUCCAUUGAACAGUGCCCUUUUUGUUUUCUCGAACUCCAACCAUUCCCUUCACCUUCAGAAACCUCCAUUAUACCCCAUUCAUUCACACACACACUCUCUUUCUCUCUCUCUCUCCUAAUAUUCUCUGCCCGAAAGAUAAGGGAAAACCAUAUUCUUUCUUCUCUCUCUCUCUCUUUGCCCCCUCUUUCUUCUUUCUUUUAUUUUCCUCUCUGUUUCUCUCCGUGGAAAAGGGUCCUGGUCUCUCUCUGAUUUCUCAUAAAUACAGUUUACCCUUUCCACUUACUUUUCCCUUCAAAUCUUUCUCUCAAAAGAAAGAGAAACAAGUCUGUUACUUUCUCUUUUUCCAGCAAAACUCUCUGACUAGUGGUUUCUGCUACACUAUACCCUAGAGCUCAUCCCUCAUUUAAUGUUCUUAUUAUAUAUAUAUAUAUAUAUAUUAGUUUCCAUCAGCCCUACUAAAAAGCCUAGUUCCGGUCCACGUCUCUUUUCUCUCUUCCUCAACACCAAUGCAAAUAAAUCAUAAGCCACUCAUGAUUUAAUCAGACUACUUCAAAAUAUCAUUACUUUUCAACUUUCAACCUUUUCUUUUUCUCUUUAUCCUUCUUCUUUUUUGGGUAUCUUCUUUUAUAUAUUUUAAGACUUCACAAAAGUUUUUCUUCCUAGAUCCGAAUAUUCAAUAGCAAUAAUGUUCCCAAACCAGUCCACUAAAAUGAGAAGUAGUUCAUCAUCUUUGCCAGACCUCUCGUUGCAGAUUAGCCCACCAUCGAUCCCAGUUCCAGAUUGUCUCACUGAAGCUAAUAAUAACGAAGUAGUACUACUCUUAAGCGAUAGGAGCUCAACCACCACCGAUUCAGGUAGCAGUACUACCGGAAGUGAUUUAAGCCAUGAAAAUGGUUUGUACAACAAUAACCCAUUACAGAAAACUACUAAUUGUUAUAGCAGCCUUGGUGGUGGUUCGAAUCAUCACGAACCUACCUUGAGUUUAGGUUUUGAAACGAAAGAUAAUCAUCUUCCGCCACCAGUACUACUUCAUCAUCAACAUCACCAUCAUCUACCUAGAAGCUUUAACAGUAAUAGCAAUAAUAUUAAUAUUAAUAAUCAUCACCAUUUCCAUAGUCACCACCAACCUCAAAUUUAUGGGCGCGAGUUCAAGAGAAAUCCGAGAUCGAUUAGUGGUGUCAAGAGAAGUGUAAGAGCUCCUAGAAUGAGAUGGACCACAACCCUUCAUGCUCAUUUUGUUCACGCAGUCCAGCUUCUUGGCGGCCAUGAAAGAGCAACGCCGAAAUCUGUAUUAGAGUUGAUGAAUGUUAAGGAUCUAACCCUAGCUCACGUGAAGAGUCAUUUACAGAUGUAUAGAACAGUGAAGAGCACUGACAAAGCAGCAGGGCAAGAGCAGACAGAUUUGGGUUUAAACCAAAGGACAGGGAUUAAUAUUGUUAAUGACGACCAUGUAGAUGGAGUAUUAUCUUCCGAGAUAUUAGCUCAACCCCACUCCGGACUACCAAGUUCCCACGUAGGUCCAUGGUCAUCAUUACCGGUCGAAAGUCCCAACGAAAGAAGCCAUUCAAGUCAUGAAAAUGGUUCGACAGUUCCUCAUGAUUUCGGAGAAAAUGGUGCCAAGGUAUAUGUGGAAAAAAAGAGGUCAGAUAGCUUGGAGGAGAGGGUGGAGUGUAGCUCGUUGUCAUCUUCGAAUAUGUGUCUUAACCUAGAGUUCACCCUUGGAAGGCCAAGCUGGCAGAAGGACUAUGCUCAUCAUGACUCAUCCAACGAACUAACCCUUCUCAAAUGUUGAACAAUUGUAUUACUACAAUAUAACUACAUAACGUUUUCUCACUCUGUCGGUGGAUGCAAAAAUAUCAAAUGCACACGCAUUUGUUCUAUCUAUUUCCCCCGGAAUUUUGUCUUUGUUUAAUUUGUCAUACAAAUUAAAAUUAAUUAUGAGGAUGAGAAAUCUGGUAUUAAUUUAUAUA
Molecule: messenger RNA, 2048 nt
Organism: Humulus lupulus (European hop)
Lineage: Eukaryota; Viridiplantae; Streptophyta; Magnoliopsida; Rosales; Cannabaceae
Product: probable transcription factor KAN4
Exons: 6
Coding region: 764-1870 (368 amino acids)
Biological process (GO): regulation of DNA-templated transcription; abaxial cell fate specification
Cellular component (GO): nucleus
Molecular function (GO): transcription cis-regulatory region binding
Source: RefSeq, a predicted model, not a curated record